Triticum turgidum subsp. durum (durum wheat) is the source of this 2082-nucleotide messenger RNA. The record is from the annotation of a GenBank genome assembly. NCBI's taxonomy places the organism in Eukaryota, Viridiplantae, Streptophyta, Magnoliopsida, Poales, Poaceae.
AUGGGAGGGUCUAAGUUGGGGGUCGAGGCCUCGCAACAUUUGACAAGGGUUUGGCGAGAAAUCGAACCUGUGCUCUGGCUUGGAGCAACUGCUGGCUUGUGUUGGGCAGCGUGGAGGUACUACCGAUACCGUGCCUGCCUAUGCAGCUUCGGCCGGAAGAUGGGGGGAUCAUCGGAGGGCGAGGGCGAUCCAGUGAUCGGGCGCGACAAGGAGAUCGACCGGGUCAUAUGCAUUCUCUGCCGCCGGAGCAAGAACUGCGCCGCGCUCGUCGGGGAGGCAGGGGUCGGCAAGACGGCCAUCAUCGAGGGCCUCACCCAGCGCAUUGCCAGUGGGAAAGUCCCUGCCAACCUUGCCGGAGCACGUGUGGUGGAGGUCGACCUCGGGGCCAUGCUGGCCGGGACAAGUCUCCGUGGCAUGUUUGAGGAGCGAAUCAAGGAUGUGAUAAAGAGUGCGGAGGCUGGGGAUGGCAAGGUGAUCCUGUUCAUCGACGAGAUGCACAUGCUUCUUGGUGCUGGUGAUGUUGUCGGUGGCACGGAUGCCGCCAACCUGCUGAAGCCGGCGCUGGCCCGUGGCCGCAUCCGCUGCGUGGGCGCCACCACUCUCAAAGAGUACCACAGGUACAUUCAGACGGAUGCCGCACUCGAGCGGCGAUUCCAAAAGGUUCAUGUUAAGGAGCCGAGCGUGCAGGCGACCGUCACCAUUCUGCAGGGGCUUAAACAGCGGUACCAAGACCACCAUGUCUUGGAAAUUCAGGAUGCUGCUCUGGUUGCUGCCGCAGAGCUUGCUGGCCGCUAUAUCACUGAUCGCCAGUUUCCUGACAAGGCAAUUGAUCUGAUCGAUGAGGCAUGCGCUACCACAAGGAUGCUGGUUGACAGCGGAAGUGAAGCAACUGGCACCAGGACGCAGAGUUACAACAAAAAAGAAGUGACUGCACAAAGUAGAUCCAUAAAAGCAGUGAAGAAAGGAAUUGUUGGUCCGGGUCAGGUCGCACAGGUUGUGAGCCUGUGGACUGGAAUUCCUGUCGCUGCUAUUGAUCAAGGGGAGAAGGAGAAACUACUACACUUAGCAGAAAAAUUGCAUGAGCGAGUUGUUGGCCAGGACGAGGCGGUCAAUUUGGUUGCACAGGCGGUCCUACGUUCCAGAGUCGGCCUUGAUCAGCCGGGCCAACCAAUAGGUUCUUUCCUCUUUUUGGGCUCGACUGGUGUUGGAAAGACAGAGCUUGCAAAAGCUCUUGCUGAGCAGCUAUUUGACAAUGAAAAUAUGUUGGUUCGCUUUGACAUGUCCGAAUACGGUACGAAGGGAUCUGUGUUGCGCCUCAUUGGAGCACCUCCAAGCUAUUUUGGUUAUGACGAUGGAGGACAACUGACUGAAAAAGUCAAGAGUCACCCGUACAGUGUCAUCCUGUUUGAUGAGGUGGAGAAGGCGCAUCGCGAGGUGUACAAUGUUUUUCUUCAACUCCUCGAUGAUGGUUUGUUGACCGAUGGCAAAGGCCGAACAGUAGAUUUCAAAAACACCAUCAUCAUUAUGACCUCAAAUCUUGGGUCAAAGCACCUUGCAGCAGGAAUGGUUGGAAAGAACACAAUGCAAGAAACACACAAGCUUGUCAUGAAAGAGGUCCGGAAACGCUUCAAGCCCGAGCUUCUCAACAGGCUGAGUGAGAUUGUGAUAUUUGAGCCGCUUUCACACGACAAACUGAAGGAGAUUGUGAAAAUCCAGAUGAAGAACGUUGUUGCCAGAGUAGCUAAGAAGGGCAUCUCUCUACACACGAGUGAUGCUGCAUUGGACGUUAUCUUGUCAGAGUCAUACGAGCCAAUGUACGGUGCAAGGCCUAUUAAAAGGUGGAUACAGAAGAAUGUGAUGAACACCAUCUGUGAGAUGCUUGUCAAAGGAGAAGUUGGCGAAGGCUCAACAAUCUCCAUUGAUGCCGCCGACCACAACAAGGGGCUCAAGUAUGAAGUGGUGAAGAAGGCGGCAGAUCCUUCCCGCAACAUCUUGGUCCCAGCACCAGAGCCUCUUGCUUGCCCCGACGAGGAAACCGAUGAUUCGGUCAUGGUCACUUCAUUAACAAAGUGUCUUGGAUAG